Molecule: messenger RNA, 2267 nt
Organism: Stegodyphus dumicola
Lineage: Eukaryota; Metazoa; Arthropoda; Arachnida; Araneae; Eresidae
Product: carnitine O-palmitoyltransferase 1, liver isoform-like
Biological process (GO): carnitine metabolic process; fatty acid metabolic process
Cellular component (GO): mitochondrion
Molecular function (GO): carnitine O-palmitoyltransferase activity
Source: RefSeq, a predicted model, not a curated record
AUGAGUGUGGCGGAGGAUGGUUUCUACCAACUUGGAACAUGUGUAGUAAUUUUAAAACAAGUACAUGUGAGAUCGCAAUUCACUUUAUGCCAUAAGAAAUUGCUUAGAACUGAAGAUAUUGCUGAACGCGAAAUUCCUUUCCAGUCAGUUGCAAUUGCUCAGUCCAGUGGAAGUCAAAUUGCAGCUUCUUUGAUAUAUAACAUCCUGGUGUUUAAGCGGUUAAUUGACCGUGAAGAAUUAGAACCUUUAGUUAUUAGGAACACUAUACCUAUUUGCAUGGCACAGUAUGAAAGGCUAUUCAGUACUGUGAGAAUUCCUGGUGAGGAUGCUGAUAAAAUUCUACAUUGUGAAGAUUCAAAGCACAUUGUUGUGUGUGUGAAAGGAAUUUAUUACAAGUUGGAUAUCUGUGAUUCAAAAAAUAAGUUUCUUUCACCAACUACGUUAGAAGAGCAACUAAAUUGGAUUGUCAAAGAUGCAGAAAAUCAGUUGGAUUGUUAUUCUGACUUUGAAAAGUCUAUUGCUGCGCUGACUGCCUUGAAACGUUCUCAGUGGGCAAAUAUUCGCAAAAAAUAUCUAAGUUCUGGAGUUAACCGAGACAGCAGAAGAAUUAUCGAAAAAGCCGUUUUCUGUGUGACCCUAACAGACUAUGUACCUAAUAGUCUAACAGAAAAAGGAAAGUUUCUCUUGCAUGGAGAUGGCAAAAGCAUUUGGUUUGACAAAAGUUUAAACCUGAUUGUGUUUGCUAAUGGAACUUGUGGCCUGAAUUGUGAACACACAGUGGCCGAUGCACCUGCCAUGGCUCACAUGUGGGAGUAUACGAUGUCUCGAGAGGUGCUAGAAAAGCUGUUUGAUGAAAAUGGGAAUUGCAUGCCAUUCAGUAGAGAUUUCAAGCAAGCUAAAACUAAAUUACCACAUCGACUGAUUUGGGAACUUAGUCCAGAACUGAAGAGUAGCAUACAAGAGGCAGUGAAUUUUGCAUCACUGAGCAAUGCUGAUUUAGAUUUAGAAGUGUUAGAUCAUAAUCAGUGGGGAAAAGGAGCAAUUAAAAAGUGUAAGGUAUCACCAGAUGCAUUUGUUCAGUUAGCUCUUCAGCUUGCAUACUAUAAAGAUUCAAAAAAAUUUGUACAGACAUAUGAAGCCUCCAUGACAAGGCUUUACCAGGGAGGUAGGACAGAAACUGUCCGAUCAUGCACCGUUGAAGCCAAAGACUUUGUUCUGUGUAUGGUACAUAAUGAAGUUGAGAAGGAAAUGAAAAGGAAGCUUUUAAAGCGAGCUGCUGCGAAACAUCAGAAUUUGUAUAGAGAUGCUAUGAAUGGGAAGGGCAUUGAUCGCCAUUUAUUUGCUUUAUAUGUUGCUUGCAAAGGGUUAGGCUAUGAAAGUGAUUUUCUGCACAAAAUCAUUACCCGUCCAUGGACUUUGUCCACUAGUCAGACACCCCAUACACAGCUAACUGCUUUACCCGAUGCAAAUUUGCAUAUCUUUGAUGAUAAGCUGGGAGCCGGGGGUGGUUUUGGUCCUGUCUCGGAUGAAGGCUAUGGAGUGUCAUAUCUUUUCCCAUCCGACUACAGGAUAUUUUUCCAUGUUUCCUCAAAACACUGUUGUCCUCAUACCAGUUCAAAGAAAUUUCUAGAACUUUUAGUUGAGAGCAUGAACGAAAUGUUAGGUUUGUUCGAAGAAUCAUAAAAGCGAAAAAUACCUCUUUAAUGUGUUUUGUGUUGACGAUGUUACUUUCUUAUUAAGCAUUUGAUGUUCUUGUAAUUGUUGUUUUUUCACAAGCAAGUGAUUAUUUUAUAAAUUUUAUGCAAUCAGUACUGUAAAAUAAUUUAUUGCAUUUUUUAUAUGUUGACAAUUCAUGUGCGUGUGUCAAAUAAUUUUUAUGCGAAAUAAUAUUUAUAUUACAGUAUGGAUCUUAUAUGCAUAAUUAAAAGAAUUUCUCAACUAAAGUGAACAGAAAUUUGAAAAUUUUAUUGUUAUUAUUUCGCAAUCAGAUUUAAUGGAAAGUGUAUUGAUCUCAGCAUCUCAAUAUCAGCCUUUAUGUAUUAUAUAUAAUGUAAUCAUGCGUGAUUUCUUUUUUCCAACAUUUUUUAUGUAUUGCAUAUGAAUUUUAUUUUCUUAUGUUUUUAUAUGCAUAUUCAGAUAAGGCUCAUUUUGUUGAAGUAUUGUUUUUGUGAUGUUUUCGCUUUUGUACAUAUAUUUCUAUGUGUAUGUAUUUCUCAAUUAUUACAAUGCAACUUUUUCAAUAAAUUGAUAUCUUUACAAUUUUUUUU